Zootoca vivipara (common lizard) is the source of this 1881-nucleotide messenger RNA. It is a transcript of the gene AP1S3, whose product is annotated as adaptor related protein complex 1 subunit sigma 3. Gene Ontology annotation, molecular function: clathrin-cargo adaptor activity. The record is from RefSeq and is a predicted model, not a curated record. Lineage: Eukaryota; Metazoa; Chordata; Lepidosauria; Squamata; Lacertidae. Gene Ontology annotation, cellular component: AP-1 adaptor complex; membrane coat. Gene Ontology annotation, biological process: vesicle-mediated transport; intracellular protein transport.
CCCCGAGGGGGAGCGCGGGUUGGUUGGGCUGACACAGCUCCGAGGCUCCGGGGAGCCAGGAGGAGGAACUACCUGCUGGCGCCAGGUGAAGCAGCCUCCGCGCGGGAGAGAGGCAGGUCGGGCUAGGCUCGCCCUUGAAAAGCGCACAGAACACCUGCUUGGCUUUUCCUGGUCCUUUUAUUUUUUUGCAAGGAAACGGCACCCGGACGCGCAGUUUACAGGAGUUGAGGGGUCGGUCGGUUGCCCAGUGGGCUUUUCUCUCUCUUUCUGGGCUUGAACCGGCAGUUAUAGAGUUAAGAAGGCCUCCCCCCUUCCCUCCCCUUGCGCGGGUAUUGAACGCGCGCGCCCUCCCUUUCUGACAUUGCAAGGGAGGAGAGGGCAGGAGUUGGGUGGCGGAUAUCUUCCUCCACCUGUUGCUGGUUCAGGGUCAAGGGGGCGGGGAGAUAAGAGCCAAGUGCUGCAGGAACCGGGACCACCGCGCCCAGUUUCUGUGUUCAAGCCCAGCCCCCAUUCCCUUCCGCUCAAUUCGAAGGAGGGAUGUUGGGAACAAACUUUGCUGGAGCAGUGGUCAACACAAGAUGCAGUUUAUACUGCUCUUCAGCCGACAAGGGAAAUUAAGACUCCAGAAAUGGUUUAUUACACUGCCUGAAAAAGAGAAGAAGAAGAUCACCCGAGAAAUUGUGCAGAUUAUUUUGUCUCGCAACCAGAAAAUGAGCAGUUUUGUUGACUGGAAAGACCUCAAGCUUGUUUACAAAAGGUAUGCUAGUUUAUAUUUCUGCUGUGCAGUUGAAGAGCAGGAUAACGAACUCUUGACCCUAGAAGUUGUCCAUCGUUAUGUAGAGCUAUUGGACAGAUAUUUUGGCAAUGUGUGUGAACUGGAUAUUAUUUUCAAUUUUGAAAAGGCGUACUUUAUCCUUGAUGAGUUUCUGAUGGGAGGGGAAAUUCAAGAGACUUCCAAAAAAUCUGCAGUGAAAGCUAUAGAAGAUGCUGAUAUGUUACAAGAGACAAUGGAAGAAUAUAUGAGCAAGCCUGCCUUCUAACUAGAACCUACAUAAACGGAAAACGAGGCUGCAUACCAAUGGUAUAUGCAAAAAUCUGCCUGCUCCUGGAUUUUAUUUAAACAAUGAACCCCUCCCACCUCAAACCCUCCUGAAGGGGGCUGCCUAUGCAAUAGUCAAGAUGAAGGUCAGCCACAAUAGUGCAAACAUGUGUUCUAUUUUAUAGGAGCACGAUAGUAAACUUUCUUGGCUGUCCUGAUUGAAUGUUUGUUUCUACGGCAAUUUUUAGCUACCUGCCUUUCACUUCCAAGGAACGGAUACUAGAACACUUGAAGGAUAUAUUUAUAUGACUUUGGGUCACUUUUUGACCAAUUCAGUGUAAUUUUGUAAAAUAAUAAUGAUAAUGAUAAUGAAUCAACCAAAAACAUUUAUUUUGAAUGUGGUCAUUUUUCUUGGAUUAAUAAUAAACAUUUUGCAAAAAUGUUGAAGUGCUGAUGGAUUCUCAUUUUCGGAUUGCUCUGAAAGCAGGCUUCAGUGCCGGAUUUACGUAUAAGCUAAACAAGCUAUAGCUUAGGGCUCCACUCUCUUGGGAGCGCCCCCCCCCAAUUUCACUAUUAAUAUACGGUACUACUUCUAAAUUGUAUUUCAGUUCAACAAUUACUUUGCUAAAAUACAUAUUUUGUUAUGUGCAAAUGACUUUAGAUACCUAUUAGGUCCAUAAAUUACCAUAUAGCAUAUAUUCAACACAAAAAAACAGUGACAAUUUGUUGUUGACAAAGGAUGCCUUCUAAAGGUCUGGUAAUUGUUGUUCUCUUUGACCUCUAGUGGGAGGGCAUUCCACAGGGUGGGUGCCACUACCGAGAAGGCCCUCUGCCUGGUUCCC